Molecule: messenger RNA, 423 nt
Organism: Didymodactylos carnosus
Lineage: Eukaryota; Metazoa; Rotifera; Eurotatoria; Philodinida; Philodinidae
Source: the annotation of a GenBank genome assembly
AUGUCCGCCUGGAUGCCCACUGUGCCAUGUGACAAAACCAUUGCACAGCAUCAAAAAAAUAUGGCCGAAUUUGGAAAAUACUCAGCGUUUGAUCCGGCGAGGGGUGCUAGAACAUUGAAUCAACAAUACCAAGAAGUUGGAAAAUCGAAACCAGGCUUUGGAUACCAGCACGAACCUCUUUUCCGUAGAAAACUAAAUUAUCAACAAGUUAUUACCGAUGUAUUGCAUAUGAAAUUAAAGAUAUCUGAUAUAUUACUGGCGGAAAUAAUUUCAUUAAUGUGCGUCACAGAUACAAUUACUGAACGUGCUCAAUAUUUAACGAAUGUAAUGACGUUUUUGGAAAAACAUGCUAAAGAUAAUAAUCCAAGUUUGACGUCUAUAAAAACGGUAACAAAAUUUGUUAUUUUUGUUUAUGUUUUUUAG